UUUAGGCCAUGACGACACUUUACAUUUAGUUUUAUUGACAGAUAUCUGCCAUGUUAGCAAGACGGGUUCUAAGGAAAUCGAUCAUCGAUGCAAUAAAAAAGCUUCAAGGUCUUCGUAGUGACGUCGGGACCGCUCUGGCAGCUUUUUCAAUGACAUCGUCGCAAGGGAAAGACGCGAAAUGCCCCGGCGAAGCGGGUAAAAAGUCCCCUUGCGGCGCUCCAGCGAAGGCUGGUGGUGGCACGGCGAAAGCGGCUCCAUCUCCCGCGACAGGCAGCGGAGCACCACCGAAAUCGGCCACGGCCGGAGCCAAAGGCAGAAUUAUAGCCGUGAUUGGAGCGGUGGUUGACGUACAGUACGAUGCACACCUGCCUCCCAUAUUAAACGCACUGGAAGUGCCUGGACGCACGCCGAAGCUCAUCCUGGAGGUGGCACAGCAUUUGGGCGAGAAUACGUGCCGCACUAUAGCCAUGGACGGCACCGAGGGUCUGGUGAGGGGGCAGCCGGUAGUGGACACGGGAGCUCCGAUCACGAUACCAGUGGGGGAGCCAACUCUUGGACGAAUCAUCAACGUCAUAGGAGAGCCUAUAGACGAGCGCGGACCGAUACAGACGGACAAGUUCGCUCCGAUACACGCUGACGCUCCGCCCUUCGUCGAGAUGUCAGUCGAACAGGAGAUCCUCGUGACGGGCAUCAAGGUCGUGGAUCUCCUGGCUCCGUACGUCAAAGGUGGUAAAAUUGGUCUUUUCGGUGGCGCCGGUGUCGGGAAGACUGUCCUCAUCAUGGAGCUGAUCAACAACGUGGCCAAAGCCCAUGGUGGCUUCUCUGUGUUUGCUGGUGUCGGUGAGCGGACCCGCGAAGGCAACGACUUGUAUCACGAAAUGAAAGUGGGGGGCGUUAUCACGGACGACUAUAAAACAUCGAAGGUGUCCCUGGUAUACGGCCAGAUGAAUGAGCCCCCUGGGGCGCGUGCCCGGGUGGCCUUGACCGGGUUGACCUUGGCUGAGCAUUUCCGAGACAAGGAGGGCCAGGACGUAUUGUUGUUUAUUGACAACAUCUUCAGAUUUACGCAAGCCGGCUCCGAGGUAUCAGCGUUGCUGGGCCGGAUUCCAUCGGCGGUCGGCUAUCAGCCCACGCUGGCCACGGACAUGGGCACCAUGCAGGAGAGGAUUACGACAACCAAGGCCGGCUCCAUUACAAGCGUACAGGCCGUAUACGUCCCGGCGGACGACCUCACGGAUCCGGCUCCGGCCACGACCUUCGCUCACUUGGACGCGACCACGGUCCUCUCGCGCGCCAUCGCGGAGCUGGGUGUGUAUCCGGCAGUGGAUCCCCUGGAUUCGACCUCGAGAGUGAUGGACCCUAACAUCAUCGGGGCCGAGCAUUACGGAGUCGCUAGGGGCGUGCAGAAAAUACUGCAGGAUUACAAAUCGCUGCAAGACAUCAUCGCUAUCCUCGGCAUGGACGAGCUCUCCGAAGACGACAAGCUCACGGUAGCCAGAGCCAGGAAGAUACAGAGGUUUCUCUCGCAGCCAUUCCAGGUAGCUGAGGUGUUCACCGGUCACGCCGGCAAACUGGUGAAACUGGAGGAAACCAUCAAAGGCUUCCAAAAGAUUUUGGGCGGCGAAUUGGAUCACAUUCCGGAGGCUGCCUUCUACAUGGUGGGCACCAUAGAGGACGUGAUCGCCAAGGCACAGGAACUCGCCAAAAGCGUGUAGAGUCGAA
Bombyx mandarina (wild silkworm) is the source of this 1722-nucleotide messenger RNA. RefSeq names its product ATP synthase subunit beta, mitochondrial-like. The record is from RefSeq and is a predicted model, not a curated record. NCBI's taxonomy places the organism in Eukaryota, Metazoa, Arthropoda, Insecta, Lepidoptera, Bombycidae.